Messenger RNA from Porites lobata, 8810 nucleotides. Lineage: Eukaryota; Metazoa; Cnidaria; Anthozoa; Scleractinia; Poritidae. The record is from the annotation of a GenBank genome assembly.
AUGGGUAAAUACAGCUCCGAUUCUGACGACGAUAGACGAAAGAAAUACAAGUCUUCUAAGAAGCGUGACAGACGGAGCAGAAGCCGGGAACGACGUAAAAGGUCACGUUCCCGGGAACGGAAACGAAGUCGAUCAAGGAGUAGCAGUUAUGACGACUACAGAAGGAGCAGGUUUGGAAUUCUGGAACCAACACAUUUUUCUGUUGCGUUUUUUUGUUUCGCUGGUAAAUAAGAGACUAAUUUAUGAUCGUCUGCUUUUCCUUCUUGAUCAAAAAAAUCAGAUCAAGUCGAAAAGGUGAGUAGUUGCCGUAUAAACCUUUUUACGUCCGACAACUAAUUAUGAAGCGCUGAUCUGAAAUUGUAGAACAGGGUUGUCAAAAAGAUUUCAAGUAGCAGGAGAAUCAGAGAAAGAAGCUGGCACGCUGACUCGUCUCCAGUUGUCUCUCAUUCUUAGUAUUUGGCUUGGAAAACUAAGCGCUUCUCUAGUGAAUAAUAGGCUGAUUUAGCAACAAACGGGAACGUCAAAUGACGAUGGGAAAGCGCGCGGAAAGGACUGAACGGAACUUCCGAUACCCAAUUUGCAGCUCUGCCAUUGGUCAACCCAGUUGUUUGAUUUGCCUGUGCCGUCGUCAAUUGACGUUCCCAUUCUGUUGCUAAAUCAGCUUAGUUAAUGAGUAGAGACAACUUGGAGAAGACUGGGGACAAGUCAGGCCUGCACGGGAGUUCAGGGUGGAAAAACGUAAUGAGCAUGCGUGAACUUUUUUGCCCAGAUCCCCUGGCCGGGUUUGAAAAAAUGGCGGGAUUUCAAAUAUUUUAUUGCCUAAAAAUAAAAUGUUUCCACUCAUAACCUGGAAAGAACAGGCAAUUUGUCUUCAAAAGUUGCAAGCUGUGGUUAUAACCUUGUCGUUACUUAAUUUUCUCGAAGAAUACCUCAUAGUAAAACGGACUUUAACGACAUUAAUUUCCUUGCGUUGUACUGGAAAUGUGCAUGUGUGGUCCGAUUUUUUUCAAGAUGCAUUCACGAAAUGUGUUCAUAUAAGGAAGUUCCUGGAUAUAUAAGGUCCGGAGCUCCACUGUAUACACAAAAACAACAUAUCUUUGGACAGUGAUUUGCCCAAAAAAAUUAACGCUUGCCCACAAUGUGUUUGAAGUCACUGAACUUUGUCUCACUUGAGCUGACAUUUUAAACCCUCGCUCGAUCGGACACUCGUAGUUUCGCAGAUCACUAAAAUAUAAACAAAAUCCCCAAUGUAGAAGUUAUUGCGUUGAUAUGUGGGCAGAAAAAAGGUCAAUCUUUAUCCAGUAAAAUCCUCCCAAAAAUCGGUUUCAAAGCAAAUAUAGUUUUUUAAACUUGCUCGUUUCGCGCAGAUAUAUAAAUUUUGCUUUGUGUUGUCAAGUUGAAAACGCAUAACAUCUGUCAAAAACCAAAGCGUAAGUAGGAUUUCCUUCAAACAAAGUUAAAGUUACAUUAUUUCAAAAACUUCUUGCUGACAAUGAAGAAAUGAAUUUUCUGUGCGAAAACAACCUACCUAAAGAUCUUAAAAGCAAAACAUCAGUUGCAACUUGGCAGCCAAGCCAUGAUUCACCAUUUAGCUAUUUUCAAUAAGGUUAACCGGUCCAUGCGAGGGUCUUCGUUUAAGCAAAUUAAACUCAGCCGAUCAUUAGAAAAUACAGAAAAUUGCACAUAAGGGUUUGUUUUGCUCACCCCAGUCAAAUCAAGCUGCAGCAAUUGUUUACGAGAAAAGAGUCAAUUGUUUUGAAGUCACUGCCGGGAGUUAUCGUUCUGUACUUCACAGCGAGUGAAAAGGACAAUUUGCGUACAGAAAGUUAUUCUUCAGAAAGAACAGAAACUUUCACAGUUCACUGGAAAACAAAACUAUGUAAUGAAAAAUGAAAAGACUCUGACUACUAUUACUUGAGAAACAGAAAAGUGAUCUUGAGUAAGCUUGCUGGCCUUCUAUCUCCGAGAAAGUUUAAGCACAAGUUUGUUCACUCUGAUGCGUUAUAACAGCAAUAUUGUUCUUUGACUGAAGACAAAGAUAAAGCUGGUUCUGCAAAGGUAAUAAAUCUGCAUGAUGGGCAUGUAAAAAAGUAACCGUAACCACCAACAACAGAAUACAAGCGGGUUUUAAUUCAACCCCGCGAAAUCAACUCAUAAAUAAUAAUCGGACGCACAAUCAGAAAAAUACUCGCCUCUUAAGAAAUGUUCAAAAACCUUUUAUUCCACCUCAGACUGACGGAAUGAUCCGUUUUUCCUUUAACAUUGGUUGUUCUGAAUCCAAAGUAAUUUUCAAGCGACGAAAAAAAAGCAAACAUGUCAAAUAAAAAUGCUUUACAGGGAGCAAACGUUCUCACCUCGUGCAUUUCACUCAGAACUCCAGCAACAAACAAACACAGUCAACACAGAGAAAAGCCCGCCUUGAGCCUGCGAUAAGGGAUGCGCAGAAGCUUGCGCAGAACGUUUUUCCGCCCUGAAGCACGGGAGCCGGAGGCCCCCCACCAGGCAAGGGGUCUGGGGACCGCACACCACUUGGGAUAAUAUCCCUAGUGAUAUGUGUUUCCCUUUUAGGGGAACACAUAUCACUAAGGAUACUUUAAAAAAAAAAUGUAAAUGGGGGCUGUUCUCAGGUCACACUGGCAGCUGUUAUCAGUCUAUUUUAUGAGUUUACAGUAACCCACCCACUCAGAAUGACGUGGGAGCAACUUCAGAAUACCCGGCCACAAAUUUUCCUAUUAAAUGUACUGCUACUGCGGUCCACAGCCCACAGUCAGUGGAAAAGAAUUUUGUGUGUAAAUGUAUUGCUACUGUGGUCCAUAGUCUUGUAGUCAGAGUCGGUGAAUUUGAAAGUGAUUGAGUGUGUAAAUGUUGUGCUACCACAGUCCAUAGUCCUGUAGUUGGUGAAUUUGAAAUUAACUAAGUGUGUAAAUGUACUGCUACCGUGGUCUGUAGUCCUGUAGUCAGUGGAUUUGAAAUUAACUAAGACUGUAAAAUAAUGUUCCGCUACCUCGGUCUGUAGUCCUAAAGUCGCUGAAUAUUCAGUUUAGUAGAGUGGCUACUAUAUUUUAAAACUGGCUUAGUUGGGAUUUGUGGAUUAAAUAAUGAGGUAUAUUACAUGUAUAGUGUGCUUGUUACUGUUCAUGUGGAUUACAGAACCAAGUUUGUUACAUGUAUAGCACUGCAGACCACAGUGGCAGGAGCUGUUGAGGAAUAUUUUAGUAGCCGGGUAUUCUUAGUUUAGCCAUGACUUUGUGCAAUAAGGUAGACCAUACCAUGGGUAAAACUAAAUCCCUACUAUUUUUGAACAGUAAUGUGGGUUCUUUACAUCCCCUUCGAUUUCACUAAUGAAAGAAAGAUGAAGAAGGCAAGGCUUUUAAACCUUCAACCUAGUGAUCCGAUUAUCUUAAUUGAGAUGAGGUCCUAACUUACAGCCAGUGUGAUCUUACCAAGACCCUGCAGGUUGGUGGUUUGGCCGGGGUUUGCACCUGUGUCCUCCUGCGCUGCAAACCAGAACGUUUCGCUACUGAGCUAACCGAGCAGCAGUUAUUGCAGAUUAGUAAUCAAGUUUUGUCAACUGCUCUCAGUCAACCACAAAAUUUUUGUAUUCUUUUCAGAUCGCAGGUACAGCCGAUCAAGCAGUAGCAGAAGCAGUAGUUAUUCAAGUGAUGAAGAAAGACGAAGAAGUAGAAAAGAUAAAAAGUGAGGGGUGCCCCAUGCUAUUCUGUUGCAGUUCAAUUUCAUUUUUGGAUCUAGUGUUCUUUUUGUUUGUUUUUAUGUUUGGUGAUUGAUGAUAUCAAAGAAAACGAGGAAACCAAUUUAUUCAGCCAAGAGGGAUAAAAUUUAACCAACACAUUUACGUUAUUUCAAUGAUUAAAUUGGAUGGUUUAGCAUGUAGUAUCAAGGGACAUUUUAACAAGUCACUGUGUACUUUGGUGAGCUGACAGGGCAAGUCAAAUGAUGCAGAAUACUACACACCAAGUAGAGAUGUUUCAUCAAACCAGGUUUUAAAAAACAAAAAACAGACAUGGAAAACUGGAACACAGGUUUUCACACAGGAUUCAAAUGAAAUUCAACAUGUUUUGCAAUUUGCAAAGCCUUAUGUCUAUGUGAUCAGCAUGUGCACGGUGGCUGAAUAUAAAAAAUACGCAAGCUGAAUGAGCAAAGCAGUGUAGUGAUUAGUCAUGCACAUGAAACCAGGUCAGCCUUUUAACUCCCAGAAGUGACCAAAGUCAAAGGUAUUUAACAAAAGUUCAAAAUUUCAUUUUGGUGAAAUGAAAUUUUACCAAAGGAAUGGUAACACCACAUGAUUUCAUCAACACACAAAAAUUAGAAGCACCUUGUACAACACUCCAUAUCAUUCACUCUGAGUAUAAAAGAAUUCAAAGACAAUGACAGGAAAUUGUUUCCAUGUAAAUUCUGCACCUAUUUCUUCAUUGACCGUAACAAUUCCAGCUAUCACAUAGGCACGUGGCUAAACUUGAGAAAUUUCUGUAUAAGAGAGAUGUCCAUCUUAUAGAGAGUCAACUAAAAGGAGUAAAGAAUGGCAGGGAGCAACUCUAGGUGAACUUCUUAUAGACUGAGAUGUCUGUCUUGUAGUCAGAGUCAACUAUAAAGAGUAAAGAAAGGCAGAGACCAACCCUUGGUGUCCAUCUAAAAGAGAUAUGCCAAUCUUAUAGAGUGUCAACGAAAAGGAGUAAAUAAAGACAGUGACCAACUCCAGGUGUCCAUUUAAGAGAGAUGUCCAUCUUAUAGAAAGUCUGCUAAAGGGAGUAAAGAAAGGCAGAUAGAUGUCUGACUUAUAGUCAGCAUCAACUAAAUGAGUAAAGAAAGCCAGGGACCAUCUCUAGGAGUCCAUCUUAUAGAAGUGUCUGUGAAAAGAGAGUUGAAUGUUUUUCCCUGGUUGCAUGAUAUCAGAAGUAUGUCUUACUCUCAUUCAUUUUAGCAGCAUUCUUUGUUGGAAAAAGUAAAGGGCAUAUGAUAAAAUGCUAUUACAAUGACAAAAUAAUGAUGAUAAUCCAAGUGCUGGAAAGUGCUAAUAACAUGAUAUUCAGUUCAACAUUAUCAUCAUUAUUUUUACAGGAGUUCAACCUCAAGUUCCCAGGUAAGCUUUAAAGGAGCCAGUCCAGCAUUAAUUGUCUAACAUUUGAGAAUCAUAUACAGCAUGACAUAUUAUUAAAAGGCAAAUGCGAGAUUCAUAUUGGCAAUAAUUACUAUCAUGAAUAAAACUUUUGAACAAGUGAGUAAUGCAAAGCAUCAUUUUUUUAUUGAUGAAAUACUAUUUGGCCGGCUUGAUCAACUGGAUUGAAUCAAACUCUGUUACCCUAUCCCAAGCCCUUUGCCAUUUUGUAAGUUUCAGGAGUUGAUCAGAUCCCGCCUGAUCCAGGUUUUGUUUACGCCUUCUGCAUUUCUUUACUUCUUCUCCUUUAUCCUAGUAGUACUUUUAGUGAAUUUUUUUAUCAUUACAUUAAUUUUGUAAAUUUGCUUCAAUUUUUGUGUUUGGAAUUUAGGCUUCAAGAGAACAAACCAAAAAGAAAAUGAAGAAAGCUCUUGCCAAAGCAGGUAUUCCUCAGUUUUCUUGCAUUGUUUGAUCUUUCUUUGAGAUACAGUUAAUAUUGAAAUAUCUGUCACAGAAAUUGCACUAAGAACUUGUUCACUGAAACACAAUAAUAUUUUUUUCUUUUUUUUUUCAGAAUCUAAAGAUGAAGUCUUGAAAAGAGAUAAAGCGACCAAAGAAUUGAGUAUGUUUCCUUUCUUACCAUGUUUUUUUCCUUAGAGUGUUUUGAUCAAUUGUUUCACCCCCAGAAAUGCCAAAGUCAAAAUAUUUUAAAGUCUGGAAAAAUAAGUACUGUAAACUGCUGCUUAUAAGCCUUGGGCUUAUACAUCUUUGUAAGGGGUUUUAAGAGGGCUUAUAAAUAGAGAGGCUUAUUUCCGAGGGACUCAUAACCUGAGUAGAAAAAGCACUUUGAAACAAGCUACAGCUUUGCUGAUAAAAAUACAUUGUACAUUUACUGGUCUUUAAUUAAGCUUAGAAAUGUCAUGAUAUAUCAAAUUCAUUUCAAUCUAAGCAAGAUACGGGCUUGCAUCCAGGUUGGGUGGGGAGAGAUUUCAUUUGAAUGGUCACACCUCAGGAAUUGAUUCAUAGACUCAAACGUUAUAACUACAUACUAAAUAUCAUGGUAAUGUGGGGAAGCUUUCCUCAAGACUUUUAGUGUUUUCAUUUCAAUGGUCAUACCACACUAAUUGAUCCACAGACUUAAAAGUUAGAAUUACCUAAUAAAGAACUGAAAUAAAGCCAAUGUUGGGCUUCACAUUUUAUAAAUUGACCAAAAAAAAUAUUUAAGAAUUAUUUCAAGACUUUUUUUGAAAAUUAGUUAACAACAUUGAAAGGAAGGAAGGGAGGUACCAGGGUUAUGCAACCCACAUUAGGUGCCCUGGAUUAUGGUUUCAAAAUUUUAUUUUAAGAAAAAAUAUAUAUCAGACCAAGCAUAUUAAUAGCCCCUAUGCAUGAUUACGUCAGACGAGUAAAUUUCACCAACAAGCCUCGUUUGUGAACAAAAUUUUUUGCAUUUGCACUUUUUGUGCGUGGGUAUUCUUUUCAACUCUACUGCCUUGGGAAUUCAUUUCUGUGAAACUUCGCUUAUUUUUAAUUUCAAAACGAGGCUUGGUGGUGAAAUUUGCUUGUGUGACGUAAACAUGCAUAAGGGCUAUUGAAAUUUCCUUUGUAAGACACUUAUUCUAAUUAUUAAAAAAUAAGGUAAUGUUCUUUGAGUAGUAAUGAGCUUAAUAAUCUUGACUGAUUUAUUCAACAGGAAAACUAGCGCCUGACAAAGAGGCCAUAUUACGCAUAGAAAGCAACGAGUUUGUUCCUCAGUCAUUCAGUUCGUCUUCUACCUCUAGGGGACAGCAGGUGAUGAUAUCAAAAUUGUGCUUCUAAAAUAUUGAAAUGUGGCCUCUGUGACGAUCGGGGAUGGUGGUGGUGGUGGGGUGCGGGACAGGGGGGUGGGGGUGCUUCUCUAUUGUACUUAUAUCUGCAAAUACAGUGGAUCCCCAUCAAUAUAGUCACCUAUGGGCCAAAAAAACUUGGCCAUAUUAACAGGGUGGCCAUGUUAAAGGGUUUUUUACAUGAAAAUGCAUGGCGGUUUUUGUGAGGCGCCCAAAAAAAGUGGCCGUAAUAACGAGGUGGCCGUAUUACCAAGGUGGUGGAAAGGUGGGGUUUCACUGUAGGUAUUCAUGAUCCCAAAAGGUGUGGUCUUUACCCCCUUUAGUCUAAAAUUGGGUUCAGAUUUUAGACCUUUGAAUAUGAAUUAGUAUGGAUUAUUAGUGUAAGGUUUUGUGUUCUCUGAAACCAGGGUGUAGAAUUAGGUUUAUUUUACAGGUCUGAAAUAACUAAGGGUCAGCUGAAGGGUUUCAGAAAGAAUUUUCUGCUAUCAAUAUCAAUACAUCAUCAGCAUAUAUUGUUAACUUGGUUCAUUCAUUGUCUUCCCAACCAGUCCUGUAAGACAUGUUAUCAUACUCCUUAUCUGUCUAUUCAUUGGCCAAGAGCCUACAGUUAACUUUGAAAAUCAGUGCAACCUACAGAUUAGUUAGUUAUCUGCUAGCAGACUAGUGACUAAUCUGUAGGUUGUGCACUCAAUUCGGGAUUUCCAAAAAAUGUCAAACUGUGUUCCAUGUGAUGCUGUGUUUGUCCUUAUUUUCUUUAAAAUAAUGUAUAAUCAUACAAUUUAGUAUAAAAUUCGGUUUUUGUGAUAUCCGCAAUGGUCAAGGUCUCGGUAAGUGUUAUCAGCCUUGGCCUUUGGCUUGGCUGAUAAUUCUCUCCUCAACCUUGAUUAUUCGGGAUAUCACAAAAACCUCAUCCAAUAAUAAUUAAUGUUUAUGACAUCUGCGAGGCAUCUCAAACUUCUCAAAGUAAAAAAUCGUGUUUUUGAAAAUUUGUGUGUGGUAGAGUGGUGCUAUUAACAUAGAUGGAAGUCAUGAAGAGGCCAUGUUUGGAGUUGGUGGAUCAAUACCUGACACUGCUGGUCAAACUACAGCGCCUGAAGUGAAGAUAACAUCACAGCCAGUUAUAUCACAGUCAGUAGACAAGGAGGGACUGUUUGCCUCAUGGGUAAGUCUAGUGUAUAUACUGUAAAAUGCUUGCCAUAGUGUAGCUGGCGGUCUUGUCAGGAAGGGGAGAUGGUGAGAAACCAUUUAUUUGCACCCUUACCUGACAAGACCACCAGCUACGAAGGCUACUCAAAAUAGCAACUGGUGGCUUGGUUUAUUUUUUAACUGAGAAGGGGUCGCUGAUUCAAAGAGGGUCACUUACUCGUUCCUCCGAACUUCAUCCUCAAGAUGACAUUGUAUUUGUUUCAAAUGAUCGGAACCUAAAACAUUAAAACUAGAAAACUUGAAGGUUUUCUUUACCAUUUAUGUAUAUGAGAGUACAGUCAAACUCCUAAGUGUGACCAUUUAAAUGAAAGCUGCUGAGCAGUAUUUUCCUGUGGUACUGUUUAUUAAGCUGCAUAAGGGUGUUGUAAUUUAAUCUGACAUGUGUUUGAAAUCUUUAUUUGUGACCAUUCAAAUGAAAGCUACUGAGCAGUUUUACCAUGUGCGUUUAAUUUUGUUUAUCACGAGAAGAUGUUGAAAAAGUUUUCAAUUAUUCUCUUUGUUUAUAUCAUUUCAGCUUCAUGAAGAUGAAGAAACUAAGACAGCUCGCUGGAUAACCAAGUUAAAAAAGAUGCGACAGGAACUCUUGGCAGCCUCAUGACUGAUAUUGUGUAUACUGUAAACAGUUCACUUAUUUAUAUUAUACCUAAAAAGUAACACUAUUUUCU